UUUGACUUCAGCCUGAACGUUGCUGUUAUGUGGCUGUCGUGUUGUUCCAGACGUUAACGCUAGCCAGCUAAGCCAAAAUCUCGCCGUGGUGGUUGGCUAGUUAUUUCAUUUAAUUCGCCUACUUUAAGCGGUUAUCAAGUCUGGACGAGACCGAUGAUGCAUCUAAUAUCUCACGCUGGAGCUAAACAACGUGCCCGGUCGAUAUUUUACCCUAGCUUAUUGCAGUUGGAGACCUUGAUGGACGUCCGGCUGCUAGCUCGGCUAAGCUACCGUUAGGUUUUAAGUAAUGGCCUCCCAGAAUAUGGAUCCUGCGGCAGCCUCGUCCACAGCUGCUUUAAAAGGAAACGAAACUGGCGGAAGUGUACCGAAAGGCUCCGUUUCGAAAAGGCUUCAACAAGAGCUGAUGACGCUUAUGAUGUCUGGAGAUAAGGGAAUUUCCGCAUUUCCAGAGUCUGACAAUCUCUUCAAAUGGAUUGGCACAAUAGAUGGGGCACAAGGAACAGUGUAUGAAGGCUUGAGGUAUAAACUGUCAUUGGAGUUUCCCAGUGGAUACCCCUACAAUGCCCCACGAGUGAAAUUCAUCACUUCCUGCUUCCACCCAAAUGUUGACGAGAAUGGGUUCAUCUGCUUAGACAUUUUAAAAGAGAAGUGGUCGGCUCUCUAUGAUGUUCGAUCCAUUCUGCUAUCCAUUCAGAGUUUACUUGGAGAGCCCAACAAUGAUAGCCCUAUGAACUCUGUUGCUGCUGAAUUAUGGGAUAAUCAGGAAGCCUUCAAAGCCCAUUUGCACGCAACCUACAAGAAUUGACCCCCACAGUUUAACAUGCCUGUCUCUCCUCUCCCCUUCCAUUUCUGUGUGACCUUUUUUUUUUUUUUCUUUUUUUUUUUUUUCUUCCUUGCUUAUAAUUAUGUAAAUUAACCUGAGUCUGUUUAAUGUACAGUAUUUGUAUGUUGAAUUUAACUUGUCUGAAUAAAAUGACCUUCAGUA
This is a messenger RNA of Pygocentrus nattereri (red-bellied piranha), 985 nucleotides long. It is a transcript of the gene ube2c, whose product is annotated as ubiquitin-conjugating enzyme E2C. The transcript has 7 exons. NCBI's taxonomy places the organism in Eukaryota, Metazoa, Chordata, Actinopteri, Characiformes, Serrasalmidae. Bases 287 to 805 code for a protein of 172 amino acids. The record is from RefSeq and is a predicted model, not a curated record.